GCUCGCGUCUUGUGCUUGUGUGAGGUCCGGGUGGGCGGCUGUGACCCCAUGGCGGACCCCCGGGAGGAAUCGGAGCCGCUUCUGAGCCGGACCCGCGGCGCCAGUGGCCGCGAUUCCCCGGCGGGCGUACCCUCCUGUCACAGCGUCCAAGUCGGCCCUGGUGCCGUGGCCGGGCGGGAUCUGUGCUUGGACCAGGCUGUGGUCUUCAUCGAAGAUGCCAUCCAGUAUCGCUCCAUCAACCACCGCGUGGACGCCAGGUCUCUGUGGCUGUACCGACGGUACUACUCCAGCAUGAGCCAGUGGAUUCUGAGCUUCACCAUUUUCUUGAUCCUGGCUUUGGCUUUUGUUGAGACGCCCUCCUCACUCACCAGCACCUCUGAUGUGCGCUACCGCUCGGCCCCCUGGGAGCCGCCCUGCGGCCUGACCGAGGGCGUCGAGGCGCUCUGCCUGCUGGUCUUCGCGGCCGACGUCUCCGUGAAGAGCUACCUGGUGGGGUGGGCCCAGUUCCGGAAGAACCCCUGGCUGCUGGCCUACCUCGUGGUGCUGCUUGCGUCUCUCGUGGACUGGAUCGUGUCGCUGAGCCUUAUUUGUCAGGAGCCCGUGCGGGUGCGCCGGCUCCUGCGCCCCUUCUUCCUGAUGCAGAACUCCUCCAUGAUGAAGAAGGCGCUCAAGUGCAUCAGGUGGUCGCUGCCAGAGAUGGCCAGCGUUGGGCUGCUGCUGGCCGUCCACCUGUGCCUCUUCACCAUGCUUGGGAUGCUGCUCUUCCCCGGCGGGAAGGACGACAGGCAGGACAGGGAGCGGCUGACCUACUUCCGCCACCUGCCCGAGGCUCUGACCUCCCUCCUGGUGCUGCUGACCACCGCCAACAACCCGGAUGUGAUGAUUCCCGCCUAUUCCAAGAACCGGCUCUACGCCAUCUUCUUCAUAGCCUUCACCCUGAUAGGGAGCUUGUUUUUGAUGAACCUGCUGACGGCCAUCAUCUACAAUCAGUUCCGGGGCUACCUGAUGAAGUCCCUGCAGACCUCACUGUUGCGGAGACGCCUGGGGACCCGGGCUGCCUACAAGGUCCUCUCGUCCGUGGCAGCAGAGGGAGAAGCCCGCCCCGAGGGAGUCGGGGUGAAGCCCCAGGACGUCCUGCAGGUGCUUCAGAGAGUCCAGCUGGACAGUGGCCACAAACAGGCCAUCACGGAGAAGCUGCAUUCCCGCAGUGGGGACCUGCUGUCAGCUGACGAGUUUCAGAAACUCUUCGAUGAGUUUGACAAAAGGGUGAUUAAGGAGCACCCGCCGCGGCCCGAGUACCGGUCUCCGUUUCUGCAGAGCGCCCAGUUCCUCUUCGGCCACCACUACUUUGACUACCUGGGCAACCUCAUGGCGCUUGGAAACCUCGUGACCAUCUGUGUGUUCCUGGUGUUGGAUGCAGAUGUGCUGCCCGAGGACCGUGAUGACUCCGUGCUGGGGAUUCUCAACUGCGUCUUCAUCCUGUACUACCUGCUGGAGAUGUUGCUCAAGGUGUUCGCUCUGGGCCUGCAGGGGUACCUGGUCUCCUCCAGCAACGUGUGCGACGGGCUCCUCGCCAUCGUCCUGCUGGUUUUGGAGAUCUCAACUCUGGCUGUGUACUGCUUCCCACACCCGGGCUGGAAGCCGGAGAUGCGGGGCCUGCUGUCGCUGUGGGACAUGACCCGGCUGGUGAACAUGCUCAUAGCCUUCCGCUUCCUGCGCGUCAUUCCCAGCAUGGAGCUGAUGGCCGUGGUGGCUAGUACCAUCCUGGACCUGAUCAAAAACAUGCGGGCUUUCGGCGGGAUCCUGGCGGUGGUCUACUACAUCUUUGCCGUCAUCGGCAUCAUCCUGUUCCGAGGUGUCAUCGUGGCUCCCGGAAACAGCAGCCUGGCCCCUGACAACGGCUCCGCGCCCUGCGGCAGCUUCGAGCAGCUAGAGUACUGGACCAACAACUUCGACGACUUUGCCGCCGCCCUGGUCACUCUGUGGGACGUGAUGGUCGUGAACAACUGGCAGGUGUUCCUGGACGCCUUCCGGCGCUACGCGGGCCCGUGGUCCAAGAUCUAUUUUGUGCUGUGGUGGCUGGUGUCGUCCGUCAUCUGGGUCAACCUGUUCCUGGCUCUGAUUCUGGAGAACUUCCUUCACAAGUGGGACCGCCGCAGUCACCUGCAGUCCCUCACAGGGGACCUAGAGGCCACCUCUGAGGUGACCGUGGAGCUCUUGUUCAGGGAUGUCCUGGAGGAGCCCACGGAGGAGGAGCUGAUAGAGAAGCUGAGCCACCACCCGCACCUGCAGCUGUGCAGGUGACGUCCAGACGCCUUCCUGGCUGGGGCGGCGGCAGGUGAUGCGGCCUCGGGAUGGGCGCCGGCCGGGGGAGGAGGCGGCCGCGGCCCACCGGAGAGGCUUUUCCCUUGGACAGAACCACCGUGCACGCCCACGCUGGGACACACGCAGGCCCUGGUUUGCAGCCGAGCUGGACCACCUCCGCGGCCCCUCGGGCGCCGUCCACGCCGCUUUCUUUUAUAAGUCGCUUCCCUGAGACUUAUUUUUCUAAAUAUGGAGAAGAGGGUGACUCCACAGGGGCCUUUGAGACAGUGUGAAAGGGAGAUGCAGCGGCCCUCCCCUUGUGCCCUGCGAUUUCCGUGGUGCCUUCACUGCUGGUGGCCUUCAGGGACCAGAGGCCCACGUGAGGCCCGCACAGGCCCACCGGCAGCUUUCCAGGGCAUUAAGCUUGGGAUCCUGGUUUUACAUGAUAAGAAUCUGGACUGCGUUUUAUUAUUUUAUGGCUCGUGUGAGUGUGAUUGGGUGCGUUUCUUUAUGGGUGAGAAUGCCAAUCAUCUUCAUCAAUAAGUCUUGCAAACAACGAGGUUGUCAUCCUUAUUCCGACACGACUGUGCUUCUCUGGAACGGGGCCACCGGGUCUCAGCCUGUCAGGAGCCAGUGCUGUGGCUGGACCAGUGCCUGUGGUUCGUACUGUGUUAGCAAGAUGCCUUUCAGCAACCACCGUCAGGAAACUUUGAAAAAAUAAAGGUUUAUUACUUACAAGACCUGGAAAUUACAUAGUACACCUGGGGCCACACAGUGAGGUCUCGGGUAGAGAGAGAGAGAGUGUGGGCCUGGGGUUAUGCUUUUGUUGGGAUCCAGGUUUUCAGGGGCUCACUCUUUAUUGGUGAAUUUAAAAGAUAAGAGCAGGAAUUUAAAGCCAAGGAAGAAAACAAAAGUGGUCCAAAUGGUCAGUUAUCAAAAUCAACCAAGAUUUCUAAAAUAAAGGAGCCUCAGUGGAGGAAGGUGGCCUGGCUCUUUAUCUCAUCGAGCGGCUGCCAAUGUGUUUAUUUGAGAUAGCCGUGUGUGAAGUGGACGCCUCUGCAAUCAAAGCUUAAGACAGGUACUUGCAUUACAGAAAAGAAGAAAACAACUGUCGGGGCUUAACACUACCCCAGGUGUGGUUGUAUAGGUUGUGCACUGCACAAGGGUACCUGGCUGCAAGGGUGUGU
This is a messenger RNA of Physeter macrocephalus (sperm whale), 3491 nucleotides long. It is a transcript of the gene TPCN2, whose product is annotated as two pore segment channel 2. The transcript is spliced from 25 exons. Gene Ontology annotation, cellular component: lysosomal membrane. Gene Ontology annotation, biological process: monoatomic ion transport; calcium-mediated signaling; transmembrane transport. Lineage: Eukaryota; Metazoa; Chordata; Mammalia; Artiodactyla; Physeteridae. Gene Ontology annotation, molecular function: intracellularly phosphatidylinositol-3,5-bisphosphate-gated monatomic cation channel activity; ligand-gated sodium channel activity; voltage-gated channel activity. The record is from RefSeq and is a predicted model, not a curated record. Bases 49 to 2304 code for a protein of 751 amino acids.